Molecule: messenger RNA, 933 nt
Organism: Symbiodinium sp. CCMP2592
Lineage: Eukaryota; Dinophyceae; Suessiales; Symbiodiniaceae
Source: the annotation of a GenBank genome assembly
AUGCCCGUUGUGCCAUGUGAGCAACGGAGGCUAACAGAGGGCGCCGAGGGACAGGUCGUCUGGGGCUCUGGCAAGUUCACGCUCGACCCCGGAUUCCAGUCUGGCAUGAAGCAAGUCACGUGGCUCUCCGGUACGGACAGUAGCAACGUCGCUUUCACCUGGGACUUCAUUAGCAUGGAAGGCCCGACGGAGGCAGUGGAGCCAACCCAGAGGCCGCGAAGUAAAGGCAAGGGCAAAGGCAAAGGAAAGGGCAAGGACACAGAAGCUGGCAAAGGUGAAGGACGAGGUCAGGGCUUCGCCGCUUUUGUCGCUGCUUUCAAAGGCAGGGGGAAAGGCAAGGGGAAAUCCACGGACGAUGGCUUCAGUACAGGUAAAGGGAAGGGAAAAGCCUGGAAGGGUAAGAUGGAGGAGGGCGAGACAGGAAAGGGAGCCUGGAAAGGAAAGGGAAAGGGCAAAGCCCUAGGCCAGCGCCAGGGAGUUGUCCAGGAGGUGCCCAUCGGGGAGAGGCACGUGGAUGUUGCGGAUGGGGUGGCCCGGUCCUUCCAGGAAAUGCUGCAGUAUUACGCAGACCGAAGUACGAAAAUGGAGAUUUUGAGGCACUUCCAGAAGUGCCCACCUGAAGAACCGCGAGCUUGGAAAGGCAAAGCCAAGGGCGUCGCCAAGGGCGCGGCCAAGGGUGCAGCUAAGGGUGCUGCCAAGGGCGCUGCCAAAGGUGCUGAAAUCGGUCGUGCCAUUGGUGGCGAAAAAGGUGCCGCCAAGGGUGCGGCCAAGGGCGCGGCCAAGGGCGCCGCCAAGGGCGCUGCCAAGGGGGCUGCAAAAGGUGCCGCCAAGGGUGCCGCCAAGGGUGCCGCCAAGGGUGCCAAGGUGAUAGAUGAGGAGGAUCUGCAGCCACCUCCAGGUAUUGGGCCCCUGAAGGGCUCUUGGCAGGUGUGA